AUGGAAGUAGUCAAACUAAGAGACCUGAUACGCUGCAUUUCUCACUUCCCCCCCUUUAAAUUGGAACUAAAAAUUUCCAAUUUAAAGGGGGGUUAAGAAAAAUUUUUUUAAAAAAAAAAAAAUUAUAAAAUAUUUUAUAAAAAAAAAAAUUUAUAUAAAAAUUUUAAAAAACAAAAAUUUUCAAAAUUUAUCGAAUUAGAUGAAUAAAUUUGUUUAAUAAAAUGCUAUUUACUCUGUAUCCUUUAAAACAAAGCAAGGUAUAACUAAAAUUUUAUUAUUAAUUAAUACGCCACUAUUAAUUGGUAUCAAAACUAUUUACACAAAAAUUAUUAUUUUUAUUGAUAAAAAAAAAUUAAAAAAAAAAAAAUUUUAGAAAAAUUUAUUAAUCAAAGUGUUAAUUUUGUUUAAAUAAGAUGCUAUUUAUACUCUAUUCUUUAAAAUAAAGCAAGAGAUAAGUAAAAUUUUUUGAAUUUUUGUAAAGAAUUCGUAUUGAAUUUAUAUCAAUGCUAUUUAAAUAAAAAAUAUAUCAUUUUUAUAAAAAAAAAUAAAUUUUUUUUUUGAAAAUUUUUUAAAAACAAAAAACAUUAAAUUUUUUUUAAAAUUUACAAUUAAGGAUAAUAAAUUUAUUUAAAUAAGAUGCUCUUUAUACUCUAUUCCUAUAGCAAGAGCAGGAUAUAACUAAAUUUUUAAUUUUAGUUAAGAAGAAACAUUUAAAUUAUAUCAAAACUUUUUACAUAAAAAUUAUGAUUUAUAUAUAUAAUAAAAUUUUUUAUUAUAAAAUUAAAUUUUGUUCCAUUUAAAGGGGGUUAAUUUACCAAAAAAGUGGAAAUUUUACCUAUAUUUUGUUCCAAUUUAAAGGGGGGGGGAGUCAGCACCUCGCAAGAGAACUUCAUGAAUUAACUAGAGCUGCUUCCAAACGGCAUGCACUUGUAGAAUAUUGCAGCAGGACUCGCUCUCUAUUAAAAAGGCUUAAAAAGGUAAUAUCAUGGUCCCGCUCCUAUGCUGCUUUAUGGUCUAAAAUCCCUGAGCUUCAGGAUUAUCUCGGAGAUAGAUCUCGUAUAUAUAAAGAAACGGCCUGGAUGCUUGGCGUCUUGCACUCAGAGCAGCUAUAUCGGCUAAGAACGCCAAGAUUCGCUUUAACUGAGGCUUCUGAUAUUCUAUGCAGAGGAGAGUACAGAGGAUUUCCUUUGGCAGGCAGCGUGAUAACUCCAAAGAAGGUGCCUCUUUCAAAGCUGACACAGUAUUUAAAGCACAAAACUUUGCUAGUCGAUCACCCAGCUGGGCUUACAUUAGAGUAAUUGAGAUGUAGGGUGGCUGAUGGGAAACUCAAUGCAACUCGAAAUGAUUUUCAGUUCAGUGUGUCAUUGCGUGAAGAAAAGAAAGAACUCCUGUGGAUGCUGUGUGAUUUUCAGCUGUCGACGCAACAAAUUAAUGUGAAUCAAGUAUCCGUCAAUUAGAAAAACCUGAUUUUUCAAGAAAUGCAGAACCUUUUAAAGCCUCCACAAGACCCAUUAGUUUUGGUAAAGUUGGACACACACUUAAAAAGAACUUGCGCGUCAGGAAUUUUAGAAAACUUGCAAAGGCAAGCCAAGCAAAAUACUAUUAUUACUAUAAAUUACAUACCUGGGGCCAGUUUAAAAGUUUCUUAUUGGCCGCAAUACUACCCGUCUUAUUUUGAAGUCUUGAUAAAAGAUUCUGAUAUUGUAUACCAUUAAUGGCUAAUUAUACUGAAUAUCAUAAUGGAUCAAUCAGAAGAAAUUCAUUUAGUUAUAUUAUAAUUUCCCACUCCCCACCGAUCCCUUUUAAUUUUGAGUUCACUUCAGAUUUUUCAGGCUUGCUUGACACAGUUUUAUCGUCACAUAGGAUUUAUCGACUUCAAAAGCUGAUUGGCGAUUUUGCUGAUCUUUGCUAUAACUUGAAUGACCAUCUUGAAGUAUUUUUAGACGAAAAUUGCACUGUAACUAUUGAUUUUUCCUAUUUCUCCGGAGCCAGCAGGGUUGAACUAAUGGGAGAAUAUAGCAGUUAUUUAUCGGAAACUCUCAAUAAAGGCAUUGGAGAGGGAUUUUGAGCAGAAAUCAGAGAAAUGGUGUUCAAUAGCCAGCUAAACUCAGUCUGCAGGUGCUUAGACUCAGCAAUUAUCAGCUCACCAUUAAGAUUCAGUAAAAGCUUCUACAACUUACUAGUUCCCCCCCAUCCUUGAUCGAACGACUCGCCAUCGUUCGAUCAAGGAUGGGGGUUAAAAAACUUUUUUUUUGGGAAAAAAAAUUUAUAUAUAAAAUAAAAAAUAUAUUUUUUUAUUUACUUUUAAAUAAGAGGGUUAAUAAAUAAUUAUUUUACAGCAAAAAAUUGAAUUAAUUUCAUAAAAUACCAAUUUUUUAAUAUUUUGAUUUAUUAUUUACCCUUUUUAAAACUGUAUAAAUUUUAAUUUGUUCCUUAUUAAAUUAAAAUUUUUUUUUUAAAUUUUAAAGAAUCUGUAUUUUAUUAGAUUAUUGAGUUUUUAAGCCUAGGUUGAUGACUAAAUCACUUCAAAUGGUUGAUUUCGCAGCUUUCUGUCGUCUCAAAGCUCUGAAAACAACUUCGUUAGGUGCAUCUUUCCCAAGCUUUUGAUAACUAAUAUAUUUUUAUAUAUAUAAAAAUUGUCAUGAUAUGAAAAUCGUUCGAUCAAGGAUGGGGUUAAUUUCCCCAAUUUUUAGGAAUUUUUACAGUCAAUCGUUCGAUCAAGGAUGGGGGGGGAGUAAGCGAAGGCAUGCAAGUCGAGCGAAAAGAGCAAGACGUUCUGGGGUAUAUAGAAAUUGGCCAAGCUGUCCCAACUGACGCUGAAGGCAGCAUCAGGAUUUUCGCCGUCAAAAUCAGCAAGCUCAAGGGCUUAAAAUUUGACUUCGUCGUCUACAUCAACACCGAGCUUGAGCUCUGCAUUGACUUAGGGACCUGAAACCCUCCAGAAGACCUCAAAGAAUGCCUCAGCAACGUCAUCAAAAGAGCCACAGAAACCAUGACAGUCCUAAAAAUCCCCUUCAUGCUCUCAGCCAAGCCUGAGCUCGAAACUAAAACAAAUUCUCUAAUAAAUAAAAUAUGGUAA
Blepharisma stoltei is the source of this 3079-nucleotide messenger RNA. The record is from the annotation of a GenBank genome assembly. NCBI's taxonomy places the organism in Eukaryota, Ciliophora, Heterotrichea, Heterotrichida, Blepharismidae.